UUUGCGAAAUCAUUUCCCAACUUCACAUCUAUAUCAUGCUAUGCGAAUUCUUGAUCCUUCCGAAUCUCCUGAUGAUCAAGAGUCUUUAAGAACAUAUGGUGACUCUGACAUAAAAUUUCUUGCUGACUUCUAUGGAGUCUCUAAACCAAUUACUCUUAACAAUACAUACCAUCCUCCGAUUAUCGAUAAUAAAGGUGUGAUACGGGAAUGGCAAAUGGCAAAAUAUUUAAUUCAUGGUUAUCGAAAUUUUUCGUUUAUGGAAGCUUGGAAAAAAAUUUGGGUUCAAAACUUUCAAUUUAGAAAUCAAUUUCCUCAAUUGACAAAAUUGGUGGAGAUUGCACUUACCAUGCCAAUUUCUAAUGGUACAGUAGAGCGCGUAUUUUCUCGUCACCAUUUGAUAAGAAAUGGAUUGAAUACUGAAGUUCUUAGUUAUUAUUUACAUUUAACCCUUAAUGCUCCUGAAUCAUGGGAAUGUUUUGAUUAUGAAAAAGCUUAUGAGUAUUGGAUUGAGCUUUCUAAAGCUAAUUAA
Molecule: messenger RNA, 529 nt
Organism: Dentiscutata heterogama
Lineage: Eukaryota; Fungi; Glomeromycota; Glomeromycetes; Diversisporales; Gigasporaceae
Source: the annotation of a GenBank genome assembly